UCCAUACUAGAAAAUAAAUAGUUUCUUUUUCUUCUUAAACUAAACUCCUCCUUCUCAGUAAUUGUCUCUAAAAUCAAGAUGGCUGCUCACAGUGCUGUGCUAUCGGUUUCCAAAAUUAUAAGUCCUUUCUGGGGUGGACGUCUUGGAAAUACGGUUAAAGUAUUUGGGACAACUCUGAGCAGUCACAGGAAUAAGACUACUCUGACUAGACAAAACAUUCCUCCUCCUGCAAAGUAUGGAGGCAGACACACUGUGGCACUCAUACCUGGAGAUGGAAUUGGCCCAGAGCUUCUCAGUCAUGUCAGAGAGGUUUUCAGGUUCAGCUGUGUGCCAGUGGACUUUGAGGUGGUGCAUGUCAACUCUGCUGUAGAGACAGAGGAUGAUAUCAAUAAUGCCAUCAUGGCCAUCCGCCGUAAUGGAGUUGCCCUCAAGGGUAAUAUAGAGACCAAACAUACCAUGCCGCCAGCUGUCAAAUCCAGAAAUAAUCUCCUACGCACAAGCUUAGACUUGUACGCCAAUGUGAUGCACUGCCAGUCCCUCCCCGGGGUCCAGACUCGCCACAAAAACAUCGACAUCAUGAUCAUCAGGGAGAACACAGAGGGAGAGUACAGCAGUCUGGAGCACGAGAGUGUUUCAGGGGUAGUAGAGUGUUUGAAGAUCAUCACCCGGAACAAUUCCCUCAGGAUUGCUGAGUACGCUUUCCAACUGGCCAGGGAGAAGGGUCGUCGCAAGGUCACUGCCGUGCAUAAGGCAAACAUCAUGAAGCUUGGUGACGGCUUGUUUCUGCAGUGCUGCAAAGAAGUUGCCUCUGGAUACCCUGACAUCACAUUUGACAGCAUGAUUGUGGACAACACCACCAUGCAGCUUGUGUCCAAACCACAGCAGUUUGACGUAAUGGUGAUGCCUAAUCUGUAUGGAAACGUUGUCAGCAACGUGUGUGCUGGCCUGGUGGGAGGGCCUGGCCUUGUGCCCGGAGCCAAUUUUGGUCAGGAUUACGCUGUAUUUGAAACGGCCACAAGGAACACCGGAAAAAGCAUUGCAGGCAGGAACAUCGCUAACCCCACUGCCAUGCUGCUCGCUAGCUGCAUGAUGCUAGACCACCUUAGGCUUUAUGACCAUGCCAGCUCGAUCAGGAAUGCAAUCCUCACUACAAUGAAUGAAACCAGGUUGCACACAGCUGAUCUUGGAGGUCAAGGCACCACAUCUGAGGUGGUCCAGUCCAUCAUGAGGAUCAUCCAGAGUAAAGGACAGCUCACAUCAGACCUCUAAACUGUCUCCCUGAACACAGUGUACUCAGACACCCACACACUCAUUAGUGGUGUGAGUUUGAACAGGUGUAUGUACCCAGAGCAGGUGUAAAUGAUGAGAGGAUGUCUGAAUCCAUAACGUUUCAUAGAUUACUGAUCAAUUCCCAGUAGAAAACACAUUUUUAUCCACGCGUAUGUUCCAGAUAUGAUAAUAAACUGUAGUGGACUUUUCAUAAAAUUCCAUUAUCGCUCUCAUUCGAUGAUAAAUUCAACCAUACGAAUAGAUUUCAUUGCUUGAGGAAAAUUCACAAGGUUUGUUUUAUCUAAAAAGUUUGACCUAAUGAUAUUCUGACCUGUAAAAAGCAAAUUUUACAUUAUAUCAUUAGCCACAAGUUGAGGGGAUUGUGUUGUUUAAAGUGCAUUUUCCGCUCUCUUCCUAAAUGUGGGUUAUUUAUUUUUCAUGCCAUGACUUUGUUACAACCUUUUUAAUCAGCCAAAUAUGCAAUUUUCAUUUAAAAUCUUAACUUUGUCAUUUCAAAUUGCCUAUUACACACUGAUAUGCCUUGUUAUGUUGACGUUACUUUAACUGUAUUUUGAAAAUGCUGACAUAGCUUUUUCCAAAUAAUACUGUAUCAACAGAGGAGGAAUACAUUAAGUAAUUGCAGUAAAAUCUAACAUUAUGUCUGUGCCAUGAUGAUCUUCAUGGUUAAAUGGAUUAUACUGAAAGAUUUUGUUAUAUUUAAGUCUAGCCAGGGCAGCAAUGUUAAAGCUGAUAUGAAAAUGCAUCAUGUUUGUGGAUGGGCACAUUUACUGUACAACUUCAUAAAUAAAGGAGUCUUAAAU
Molecule: messenger RNA, 2090 nt
Organism: Melanotaenia boesemani (Boeseman's rainbowfish)
Lineage: Eukaryota; Metazoa; Chordata; Actinopteri; Atheriniformes; Melanotaeniidae
Gene: idh3g
Product: isocitrate dehydrogenase (NAD(+)) 3 non-catalytic subunit gamma
Exons: 13
Coding region: 79-1269 (396 amino acids)
Biological process (GO): isocitrate metabolic process; tricarboxylic acid cycle
Cellular component (GO): mitochondrion
Molecular function (GO): oxidoreductase activity, acting on the CH-OH group of donors, NAD or NADP as acceptor; NAD binding; magnesium ion binding
Source: RefSeq, a predicted model, not a curated record